Messenger RNA from Arabidopsis lyrata subsp. lyrata, 541 nucleotides. Its product is annotated as defensin-like protein 199. Bases 1 to 462 code for a protein of 153 amino acids. NCBI's taxonomy places the organism in Eukaryota, Viridiplantae, Streptophyta, Magnoliopsida, Brassicales, Brassicaceae. The transcript is spliced from 3 exons. The record is from RefSeq and is a predicted model, not a curated record.
AUGGUAUCAUCAGAGCUCCACAUGAUUUGUGGAGCCGAUUUGAACAAGACAGAAGGUGCGAACCAAGAAAGUUCACUACUGACAAAGAGAAAGACCGAUGUAAGGGAAAUCAAGGCUAUAGUUCAGGGAACCAAAAUGAACAAGAGGAAUCAGUCAUCGAAGCUAGAAAAAUUCAUUAAACCAAUCUUAAGAAAAAAUAUCAUAAAAAUAGCUAUCACCAUGAGAACUUCAGUGGCAUUUGUUUUUACUAUCUUUUUCAUCAUAUCUUUUGUUCAUAGUCUUACGACAACACAAGGUUAUGGAAUGUUGUUUGAUUCCGUGAGUUGCGAGGGAGGAUUUGAAUAUAGUCCAACUCCUCCUGAUGAGAACGUCAAGUGCACUGCCUUUUGUAAAACCUUGCCAAACAAAUAUGAAUUUGGCGUAUGUAUUCAGCAAGGAUGUUGCUGUCAUAAAAAUGUUUAAAAAUAAAUAUCUCCAAGAUGAAUUAAUCUAAUCAAAUGUAUUGGUACUUGCUUCAGUAAAAACAUCAAUAGUUUCAAGA